UUAAGCUGAAUACCCUGGCAUCCUCCACCACGACUUAAUCAAAUUUCAAAUUCCAACCGUCGCAUCAGCACCUGGCUCUGGCUUUAGCUCGAUCAGUGAGAAGAUCAGGAGCAGAAAAUUCGAUCGAAGCCGCUUUCGAAUUUUAAAUUAAAAUAGUGUCAACUCGAUUGUUUGCUCGAACGAAACAAUUUCUAUUUUUUAGAAACGCCCGCGUGCAUAUAAAAAAAUAAAAAACGCGAUCGCUAGCCAAGCGUCCAUCCUUUGUGUUUAAAAAGUGUUUGUUUUAGAACGAAAAAAGACAGUCAAGAUGGUGGGCACCACACUGAAAAUGCGCGGCGAUGAGAACGCCUCGGAGAACUUCAACCAAGUCCAAAUGAAGAAAUUGACAGUGCCUUCACAGGAGGUCACCACAAAACGCGCCGCUUUGGGCGACUUGCAGAAUCGCGGCCUGAACCGCGCCAUUGCUGCCAAAGAUGCAGCCCAGAAGGAUGCCAAGGAUCUCAAGCUAACCAAUGCCCUGCGCAAUGCCAAGGCACGCGUGGACACUCACUGGAAGAAACAGCCCCUGGGUACGGUCACGAAUGGAGCUGCUGUACCCAAGGGCGAGGUGGGCGUGGCUGCAUUCUUGCGCUCCAACUCUAUGCGCAACGCCAUUGCAACCAAACCCGCAGUGGAGAUUCCCAGCAAGCCGAAGUCCAGCUCCAGUGAGAAUGCCAACGAGCCCACUUUGAAGCGCGAGGACAGCAAUCUGUCCAAGAAAUCCCUGACCAAGCUGCGAGCUGCCUUGGCCAAGCCUGCGAUGGGCGUGUCUGGCUUGCGCCGAGAGCCAGUGGUUGCUGGAGUGCGUAAGGAGGCGGAAGUGAAGAAGGAGGCCACCCGGCCACUAAUAAAGGUCCCCAGCUCGGUCAGCGCCACCGCGGCCAGUACAGUUUCGGCACCGACCACCAUGUCGAUGUCGAGCAAGCGCCUGGCCGGAGUUGAGGACAUUGACGCCAACGAUAAGGAGAACCUGGUCCUGGUCUCCGAGUAUGUGAACGACAUCUAUGAGUAUCUGUACCAGGUGGAGCAGCAGCAGCCCAUCCACAAGGAUCACUUGGCCGGACAGAAGGAGGUCUCGCACAAGAUGCGCGCCGUGCUGAUCGAUUGGAUCAAUGAGGUCCACUUGCAGUUCCAUCUAGCCGCAGAGACCUUCCAACUAGCUGUGGCCAUCAUCGAUCGCUAUCUGCAGGUCGUUAAGGACACCAAGCGCACAUACUUGCAACUGGUCGGAGUUACGGCGCUGUUCAUUGCCACCAAGUACGAGGAGCUGUUCCCGCCGGCCAUCGGGGACUUUGUGUUCAUCACCGAUGAUACCUACACGGCCCGUCAGAUCCGCCAGAUGGAGCUGCAGAUUUUCAAGGCUAUCGACUGCAAUCUUUCGCGCCCACUGCCGAUACACUUUUUGCGUCGCUACUCGAAGGCUGCUGGUGCAGAGGACGAGCACCAUGCCAUGUCCAAGUACUUUAUUGAGCUGGCCACCGUCGAUUACGAACUGGCCAGUUACAGGCCAUCGGAGGUUGCCGCCGCAUCGCUGUUCCUGUCGCUUCAUUUGCUCAACGGAAACUAUCGCGCGUCCACCGGAUUCAAUGACAAACACUGGACCCCAACUCUGGCCCACUACUCGGGGUACACGCCCACCCACUUGCGGCCCAUCACCCGACUGAUUGCCAAGUUGGCCCGUGACGCUCCCCAGGCCAAGCUAAAGGCUAUUUACAACAAAUACCAGGGCAGCAAGUUCCAGAAGAUCGCUCUGCGAACGGAGCUGAGCGGUCCGCUAAUGGACUCGAUCAUUGGCCAGAGCCAGCGGAAGUAAUCGCAGGCACUGAAUCGGCGUAAACACCUAGUUUAGUUGAAUUUGUUUUCAUUUUUAAAUUUGUAGCGUAUUUCAUUUGUAUUCUGUUCGUUUCGUGUUCGUUACACAAUCACAUGAUCAUUAAUCCAAUCCCCAAUCCACCAUCGUAGUAAUAUCUGCUGGCGUCCCUUAGAGCAGUGUUCCUGAGACCAAGCUUUCAAGAGUCGGCUCCGGCAUCUUUGGCCUCAACCCAAAGGUUGUCCGAGAGCUUGGCCACUGGGAGUGAGUACCGGAAGCUGGAAAACCGAGUGAAAAAAAAAAAACAUAAAUAAGGAGCUCGCCCACUCCUUCCGCUGAAAUGUGAACAAUCAGUGAGGAAGCGAGGGGCGGGACUUUGUGGACACCGAGAGAGUGGGCAACGAGUCAUUUGCUGGCCGAAAACAUCGGCGUUGUCUCUCCAAGCAUACACUAUACAUAUAUAUAUUCUUCACCGCAUCCAACAACCAAUAUUUGUAUUUAGUUUUUUAAUUGUGUGACAAAUUGUUCGUCCUAUGCUAAGAAUAAAACAUAAAAAUUGUGCAAAAGCAUUAUUCAGAAGAUAAACGGUGAGAAUAGAUUAUUAAUAUGCUAAUUAAUAUAUAUUACGCACUAUAAUUCACUUAGAACUCAAAAAUCAAUGCAAACUUUGAACCCAAUAUAGCAAAUAAAGUUUUGUGUAAUUUCAAA
This is a messenger RNA of Drosophila ananassae, 2557 nucleotides long. RefSeq names its product G2/mitotic-specific cyclin-B (gene CycB). Gene Ontology annotation, biological process: regulation of cyclin-dependent protein serine/threonine kinase activity; mitotic cell cycle phase transition. The coding region runs from base 308 to 1852 and encodes 514 amino acids. Gene Ontology annotation, molecular function: cyclin-dependent protein serine/threonine kinase regulator activity. The record is from RefSeq and is a predicted model, not a curated record. The transcript has 5 exons. Lineage: Eukaryota; Metazoa; Arthropoda; Insecta; Diptera; Drosophilidae. Gene Ontology annotation, cellular component: cytoplasm; nucleus; cyclin-dependent protein kinase holoenzyme complex.